GAGACUCUCAACUCCAAUACGAGAAGUUUGUGCAUUUCAGUAGUCGUCCUUCAAGAAAAAGAGAGCGAUGGAAGAGGCACUGCUGCCAUAUGAAAAUGUUGAGGACACGAGAUCAAGAAAGGCGGAAACGUGCAAGCCUUAUGUGGAAGAACUGAAGAGGGUCAACAGCAUAGCACUUCCGAUGAUAGUAGCAACAGUCGCACAAUAUCUCUUGCGAGUUUCACCGAUCUUUAUGUUGGGCCAUCUUGGGGAACUCCAACUCUCUGGUGUCUCCAUUGCCACAUCCUUUUCCAAUGUUACUGGCUUCAGUGUUCUUUUUGGGAUGUCAAGUGCACUGGAGACCUUGUGCGGGCAGGCUUUUGGAGCAGAACAAUAUCAAAGACUAGGAGCUUAUACAUAUGGGGCCAUCAUGGGUCUCUUUAUGGUUUGUAUACCAAUAUCCUUGUUGUGGAUCUUCACAGACAAGCUAUUAAUACUCACUGGCCAAGAUCCUGCAAUUGCAACCGAGGCUGGCCUAUACUUGAUUUGGCUCAUUCCUACACUAUUCCCUUAUGUUAUUCUCCAGUCACUUGUUCGCUUCCUUCAGACUCAGAGUUUAAUCUUUCCAAUGCUGUAUAGUACAGUUGCAUCUCUAUGCUUACAGGUGCCCCUUUGUUGGGCUUUAGUAUUCAAGUUCAAUCUGGGGAAUACUGGAGCAGCUUUGUCCAUUGGUAUAUCAUAUUGGUUGAAUGUGAUCUUGCUUGGGCUGUAUGUGAAGUAUUCUCCUUCCUGUAAAGACUCCCGUCUUCCUUUCUCUAUGGAUGCUCUUCAAACAAUGGGGGAAUUCCUCCGUUUUGCCAUCCCUUCUGCUGUAAUGGUUUGUCUGGAAUGGUGGGCAUUUGAGUUAAUCAUAUUGCUGUCUGGCCUGUCACCAAAUCCUCAGCUGGAGACCUCUGUGCUAUCUAUCUGCUUUACUAUUGCUUCAUUGCACUACCACAUACCCUACUCUUUUGGAACUGCUGCAAGUACUCGGGUAUCAAAUGAACUUGGAGCAGGGAAUCCACAGGCAGCACGAGUAGCUCUUUGCAUGGUGCUAUUAGUAUCUGUAUCAGAGUUUCUUGUGGCAAGCACUACUCUCUUCCUCUGCCGUACUAUACUUGGAUAUGCCUUCAGUGACGAGAAAGAAGUUAUUAGCUAUGUCAAGGACAUGACUCCUCUUUUAUGCAUCUCCAUCAUGAUGGAUAGCACACAGGGCGUGUUAUCAGGGGUAGCAAGAGGAAGUGGAUGGCAGCACUUGGGAGCUUAUGUAAAUCUAGGGGCAUAUUAUCUGGUUGGAGUACCGACGGCUUUAAUACUGGGAUUUGCAUUGCAUUUAAGAGGAAUGGGUCUUUGGGGUGGACUGCUCUCUGGAGCUACGGUGCAAACUCUUUCCUUGUCUGCUAUAACAAGCCUAACAAACUGGGAAAAGCAGUCAAUGGAAGCCAGGCGCAGAAUAUUUGAAGCGCAAAAAGAAGAACCCGCUUCAGUAUGAGUAAAUUCGAGAAAAACACCAGCAUUUUUGUGUUUCCGACAUUCUAGUUCCAUCAAGAACAUCAGGCGGGGCUCCUAUUGCUGCGCGCAGUAAGAUUCUUGAACGUCUGUUUCGCGUCAAAUAGGAUUGCUACCUGUGCUAAAGACGAAAGAUGAUAAUUUUUUGUUCUCCAUUGCACAGAGAGGAGCUGAUGGUUUUCUUUUAAAUAACCGCUUGACUUUGCAAUAAUAUCGAACUUAUGAACAUCCA
Molecule: messenger RNA, 1759 nt
Organism: Coffea arabica (coffee)
Lineage: Eukaryota; Viridiplantae; Streptophyta; Magnoliopsida; Gentianales; Rubiaceae
Source: RefSeq, a predicted model, not a curated record